AUGUCGGAAGGAGACGAAGCGGACUGCCCUCGCAGACCAGCUUCCCGGGCGUUUGUCGUGAUGGAGCUUCUGUUGGAGAGGCUGAAGCUGUUAAACUACGAGGAGGAAGUUGUGGCCCGACACAACCUGAAGCCCCUGAACAGACAUUAUUUUGUUGCCAGUCGAUAUCUGCCUUCCGACCCCGACGAGCAGUUCCACAUGUUCCGCGUCAUCGCAGCGUGGCUCAUCAACACGGCAGGGAGGUCGUUCCCCGCGCCUCAGGAAAACGACGACCCAACCGCCACCGCGUCCAACAUCCUGGCCGAGCUCAGGGCCCUCGGAGGUAAGGGGAAUUUCCCACCGUCCAAUCUCCUCCAGGGUUCUGGCGAGUGUGUCUGCUUCGUGCUGUACCAACUGGCUGAGAAGGCCCUGAAGAAGAGAGGGUUCUCCUUUAAAAGGCCGACCCAUGCGAGAGAAAGCACAGAAGACGAGUUCAUGAUGGAGGACAAGGCAGAGCUAACGUUCGACAAUGAGGAGGAUGAGACGAGCGAUGAUGAGGAGGAGGACGAGAUGGAUCAGGAGGCGGUUGAUCCAGCAGAGUGGGCGCUGGAGGUAGAGAGAGUCCUGCCUCAGCUCACAGCCCCGAUCGAGACCGACAACAAGGACUGGAGGAGCCACGUGGACCAGCUGCAUCAACACAGGGACAGAAUAUAUUCUUCCCUCGAACAGACCAUGAGCUUUCUGCACAAACUGCAGGAGGACAUCAGUAACAAUAUGAAGAAGUUGAGCAGCAGAGAGGAGUCCAUCAACUUCCAGCUCAAGCAUCUGAUCCAGGAGUACCGCGACGGUCAGGCUAAGAUGAGAGACGCCUCCGAGCAAUAUGAGAAGGCCAACGGACGGAUGAUGGACAGGACCCGAGUCGUGGCCGAGGUCAACGACAGUCUGAGGAAGGUGAAGAAGCAAAUGGAGGAGAAAGGCAGCAGCAUGUCUGACGAAGCUCCGGUAGUGAAGAUCAACCAGAGUUUGGUGAAGCUGAACCAGGAGAUCGCUGAGAUGGACGUGACGAUCAGCGUCUUGCAGCACCUGCUGCUGCAGGCCAAACUCAGGGAGAAGCACAACAUGAUGUGCGACAUGUACGCCACCAACAUCCCCGACGCCGCCGCCGAGCCCUUCAGCCCCAGUUGA
Hippoglossus stenolepis (Pacific halibut) is the source of this 1164-nucleotide messenger RNA. Its product is annotated as intraflagellar transport protein 57 homolog. Gene Ontology annotation, biological process: intraciliary transport; non-motile cilium assembly. The record is from RefSeq and is a predicted model, not a curated record. Gene Ontology annotation, cellular component: intraciliary transport particle B; centrosome; Golgi apparatus. The coding region runs from base 1 to 1164 and encodes 387 amino acids. Lineage: Eukaryota; Metazoa; Chordata; Actinopteri; Pleuronectiformes; Pleuronectidae. The transcript has a single exon.